UAACACAAGGUGACGAUGAUGGAUUCUUUGACAAGUUCCAAUCCCAUUGCCACCGCCAGCAUCAUGUCUAUCGUGUCCAUCUACGGAGUACCUGGGCCAGGUAGGUGAAGUUACUUAUCUACCCGGAUAUUUCGACCAGGGCGACAGCUUCUGGAAGCUUGAGACACGCGACGGGUACUCUGUAUCCGUAUAUUUAUAGUGUCAGCGCCACAGCUAGUAGUUUAGGGAAGCCUAAUUCUUUUGCAAGCAGCUCCAGAGGACUGUACUCUAUCUGUAACUUGCCCUCCUCCAGGAACACUCCUGCAUCAAUCUGAAAAAGCCCCCCCAACUCGUCGUGGUCCCAGAAAAGGGGACUUCUCUCCAUCGGAUAGCUUGGAUCCGCCGCAACCUAUCACGCGCCGUCUAAAAGUCACCUUUCGCCGUUUUCGCGGCUUUGCGUCCCCCGCCGGGCCACACACCCCCGUUCCUCACUCUCGGCCUCCACAUCGUCACCGGUCCAUCCGCCCACCUUGUCUGCCGCUGGCGGAGUGCAGAAAGCCUGCAGAAUCGAAACAAUCUGACUUUGUCUACCGUGGCUUCAACAUCAUCGCUGCCAACCACACUACCAAUUGCCCCCUUCCACGGAAUAGAAGCACCCACGGCCAUGGCAGACGAAUCUCCCAGUGUGCGCCAGCGCAAGCCGGUGCAGCAAGCCGAGGACGACGACAACCUGUUUGCGGGCACCCCGGCCGAACACUCGCGGGGGAAGAAGAGCAAAAAGUCCAAGAAGGCAAAGGCUGAGGCGGACGUGUACAGCCCCUACGUCGACAUCCUCCGCCUGCUGAGCUUCCUUCUCCUCGCAUCGUGCGCCCUCAGCUAUCUCCAGAGCAAUGGCGAAAGCUUCUUCUGGGGUCAAAAGAACAAGCCCUGGUACCUGCGGCCCAGCUACUGGCGGUCCAAAUGGAACGGGCCCAUUUACCUCACCCCCGAAGAGCUCCUCCAGUACGACGGCUCGGACCCCGAGAAGCCCAUCUACCUCGCCAUCAACCACACCAUCUUCGACGUCUCGGCGAACCCGCGCAUCUACGGCCCGGGCGGCUCCUACAACGUCUUCGCCGGCCGCGACGCCUCGCGCGGCUUCGUCACGGGCUGCUUCAUGGAGGACCGCACCCCGGACAUGCGCGGCGUCGAGGCCAUGUUCCUGCCGCUCGACGACCCCGAGAUCGACCGCCACUGGUCCUACGACGACAUGCGGAGGCUACAGGAGGAGGAGCUGGCCGCCGCCCACGCCAAGGUCCACGACGCGCUCAAGCACUGGGUCGAUUUCUUCUCCAAGAGCGACAAGUACGGCGCCGUCGGCAAGGUCAGGAGGGAUCCCGGCUGGCUCGAAAAGGAGCCCAAGAAGAAGCUGUGCGAGCAGGCGCAGAAGGGCAGGGUCCCGAGGAAGAUUCCUGGGCAGGAGGGCCAGAACUAGGUGCCAUGACGACGGACCGCGCUUGCUUGAAUACUAUGUUGUCUCGUUCAUAGGCACUUUGAACAGAGCAGCAGCUCGUUUCCCUGCCAUGGACUCAACUGUGGGAGCGCCAACCAUGUGCAACUUGCCAUGGUGCGUUCACAGCUACCCUGCGAACCGCUUGCCCGACGAAUCUGAACAAACUAAAUGUGACAAGCGUAAUGCUGUGCUCUCUUGCCUUCUGAGUGGCUGCUUUCAAGAUCUGGUCUACCCACCAAGGGGUUGUGUAACGGGCCGAGGACCGGUUAGUGGUUGGUCACGCGCAAGCCCGUCACAUUUCGCAUCCACGCGCCCCCUCUAAUAUUCAAUUUCAAUCCUCUUGGGGCCCCGGUGACAUUACAGAGGACAAGCCAAAGAGGGGCAAGAGGAGUCAUUGCUUUUCAGGUAGAAAUGCUCAGUCAACCAUAUUUGGUUUCUUGGAAGUCCCCUCUCUAUUCGACCAUGCUUGAAUGCUGUGGCGAGGGAUUCAAGCUCGUCUUGAGCUUGGUUUUUGAGAGUGUUCCGUAUACGUGAUUGCCGGUCGCCCUGAGUGGUCAAGCCCACGGCGACCGACACACAGACAGUUCAGACAUUUGCGCGU
This is a messenger RNA of Colletotrichum destructivum, 2072 nucleotides long. RefSeq names its product Putative cytochrome b5-like heme/steroid binding domain-containing protein. Lineage: Eukaryota; Fungi; Ascomycota; Sordariomycetes; Glomerellales; Glomerellaceae. The transcript is spliced from 3 exons. The record is from RefSeq and is a predicted model, not a curated record. Bases 644 to 1453 code for a protein of 269 amino acids. Gene Ontology annotation, cellular component: membrane; endomembrane system.